CUGAAACCGGACCAAAAUACGCUUGGAGAGGAGGAGAGGAGGAAACUGAUAGACCGCGGAGGUGGCACUGUUGUUACAUUCUCCAAAGAGUUUGCGGUCACUGAGCACCUGAGCGGCCUUCUCUUCCAGCGGUCAGGACAGAGUCAUCCGCCCACCCCACUCCAGCUGCCCGGCGGGAUGUUUGAGGAGUCUCAGGAGGUGAGCGAGCUCCACGUUAUGGAGUCGCCGGCCUCGGUGGCGUCCGGGGGAAACGGGGGUCCGCUGUCCUUCACGGACGAGGCGGUGUCCAUACUGACGUCCAGCAGCCUGCUGGCCCGCUCGCUGCUGGGCCGCGGCGCGGCCGCCAAGCGCAAGGAGAGCCCCUCGUCCGGCGCGCGGCGCAAGCGCGAGUUCAUCCCGCAAGACAAGAAGGACGAGGGCUACUGGGACAAGAGGCGGAAGAACAACGAGGCGGCCAAGCGCUCGCGGGAGAAGCGGCGCGUGAAUGACAUGGUGCUGGAGAGCCGCGUGCUGGCGCUGCUGGAGGAGAACGCCCGCCUCCGCGCCGAGCUGCUGGCCCUCAAGUUCCGCUUCGGCCUGGUCAAGGACCCCUCCAACGCGCCCAUUCUCCCGCUCGCCGCCGCCCCUCACCACACCCCGCAGGCCGCCACGCCUCAGUACUACCUCCCCAGAGGAGAGGGGGCACUCCGCAGCUCCUUAGCCCCGCCUCCAAACAACCCGCCCGGUCAGUUUAGCGCCAAGACUUCCAGGGAGGCGGGCAACGUGUCCGAAGACUCCGGAUUCUCCACUCCCGGAGGCUCCAGCGUGGGCAGCCCGGUCUUCUUUGAGGAACGAUUGGGCGACCACGGCAAGUUCUCGCCGCACCGGGCCGAGGAGCCGGGCUACGAGCUCCUGCACUCGCCGGGCGACGCCCACCACGCCGCCGCGCCCGGCCCGAUGGCGAGGCUGGACCAGGGGGAGGGCGUGAAGAACCUCCCGCACAAGCUGCGCUUCAAGACGCCCGGCGGCGGCGAGGCGCCGGACGACCACAGCCGACGGAGCCCCUGGCUCCCGCAGCUGGACGCGGGGGACGACGGCCGGAGAGAGAGGCCGUCCCCGCAUUACGGCGCCGCCCCGAACGCCGCCGGACCCCCUUCCCCGCCCGCUCAGGCCCACGGCGAGGUCCAGUACCGGCACGAGAACACUUACCUCAAGACCCAGCUCAGCUCGCUGAGCGAGGAGGUGGCGCAGCUGAAGAGGCUUUUCACAGAGCAGCUCAUGGCCAAAGCCAACUGA
Menidia menidia (Atlantic silverside) is the source of this 1275-nucleotide messenger RNA. The record is from the annotation of a GenBank genome assembly. NCBI's taxonomy places the organism in Eukaryota, Metazoa, Chordata, Actinopteri, Atheriniformes, Atherinopsidae.